This is a messenger RNA of Suillus discolor, 976 nucleotides long. RefSeq lists its product as uncharacterized. Bases 191 to 796 code for a protein of 201 amino acids. The transcript has 3 exons. NCBI's taxonomy places the organism in Eukaryota, Fungi, Basidiomycota, Agaricomycetes, Boletales, Suillaceae. The record is from RefSeq and is a predicted model, not a curated record.
UCUAACCCGCUUUGUGUUGCUUUGCCUUUGACGGCGAUGGCUGCUGGAUUUACUGAGGGAACAACUAUUGUGUUUUGUGGAUUUCGUGGCUUGUCAGGUACCUGCACGUCCACUGGCUGUGUAUGGAUGACAUGGGCAGUAUAAAUGUGCAGAACCUCGUUAGGUUCAUUAGUCCUAUUAAAAGAAAUCAAUGCCUAAAUCUAUCGCACCCCCGCACGUGAGCUUGCACCUUCCUCCUGACUUCUCAUCCUUUGGAGACGCUUGCGUCGAGUCGGAUGCCACCGAUAAUGCCACCGACUCAAAAGACGACCAUACACUCGCUACGUUCAGUGAUACAUCACUUACCGAAGAUCAAAUACCUGGCCCAGCUACAGACAAGAUCAGUCGCCUUAACCGCUUGCGUUUGAAGGUCAAGCGCCCGUCAUUUUCCAAGAAUCGGUCGAGCGUCCAGUAUAGUCCAAAGAGUCCGGCUGGGAGAAUCUUUCUCUCAUCGGAGUCUUCACCAGCUCCUCCUUCAUCCUCAUCCUUUCUUAUCGAUACUCCGAAGAACUCCCUGCGAUCAGACAAGCGGCGCGCUGCUCAGCGUUCACAAUCAGACGCUAUUAUCGAGGUAGAAAUCCGAGCUUGUGCAGCUGACUCACAAGAGUCUAUCCCCAGUAGCUCGGGUGUUUCAUGCGACUACAAACCUGGGCAGUCGGUGAUCGUAAAGGAUGUUCCAUCCGUUGCCGAGGCAGUCACUGGAUGGAGGAAACUGCCUCCUAGAUUGCCAAUUCCGAAGUGGGACGUCGAUGAUUGAAUCCCCCUCCUGCAGAAUACUUAUCAGUUGUAUUAUAAGCAUGCUGUGUCACUUUAUUAAUAAGUACCCGACUCCAAAAUGCAAUGAAAGGUCCAGGGAUGAGUACAUCCUUAGCAAGAGGGGUCUUGUAUACUUGUCCAGACAAACACAAGGCCAGCUGCCACGAAUCAAACUUAACGC